GUCACCAAUAUUGACUACAUGCAUUCGCGAACAAGCAAACGUGUCUUUCUUAUGAUAUUUUUCGUAUGGACAGCGGCGGUGAUAGUAUCACUGGCACCACAAUUCGGCUGGAAGGAUCCAGACUAUUUACAACGUAUUGAACAGCAAAAAUGCAUGGUUUCACAAGAUGUUUCAUAUCAGGUAUUCGCCACGUGUUGCACGUUUUAUGUGCCACUGCUAGUAAUUUUGGUGUUAUAUUGGAAAAUCUAUCAGACCGCACGAAAACGUAUACAUCGGCGUCGUCCAAGGCCCAUCGAUGUAACCGGUAACAAUAAUCAG
Molecule: messenger RNA, 318 nt
Organism: Musca vetustissima
Lineage: Eukaryota; Metazoa; Arthropoda; Insecta; Diptera; Muscidae
Product: 5-hydroxytryptamine receptor 2A-like
Exons: 2
Biological process (GO): adenylate cyclase-activating adrenergic receptor signaling pathway
Cellular component (GO): membrane
Molecular function (GO): G protein-coupled receptor activity
Source: RefSeq, a predicted model, not a curated record